AUGCCUCUUUCUGCAGAUGUAACGAAGGGCGUCCAGCGCUUUAUUUUCAUUCUCACAGAUGACUACAAUGCGAAGACAACAGCUCUGUCGGCCUAUCUGGCCUCUUAUCUAGACCAGAAAAGAAUCCCUUUCUCGUACCUAAAGCUCUCCACAACCCUAUCUUUAACUUUUGGAAAUCUUUCUCCAGAGAAGGAGGGUGAGGCCUUCAUCACAUGGGACGGUGGCGAGGUGGAUUAUGACGUGGGGAUCAUUGAGAGAAGUAUAACGGGAGAGCUGCCGCGAACGUCAUGUUUAACCCUUGGACAGGCCAUUCAGCAGCUGUACAUUCAACAGGCGAAGCAACAGGAAACCGGGUUUACACGGCUUACCUUCGAAGAGGACCUAUUGGAUUACCUUGUUACGUACAUCCAGAUGGAGCCCACCCUGCAGCAUCCACCUUCUUCAGGUAUGAAUUCCUAUGAAAUCCCCAUUCGUAUCGUUGAGAUUGGGGGCGGUGUGCGCCAACCCUCAACCCAAAUUUUUACUAGAACCAUCGAGAGGCUGCUGUCUCUGAGUUGCAGUGAAGAUCCACCUCCAUCUGCUCCGCAGCGAGGCAGCAUCAUUAUUUUGAUGGCCACAGCAAAUCCUGAUGCAAUCAAGCCAGAGAUAAUGCAGCUUUUCUGCGGGUACGCCCCGGACUACCUCAUACAACUUCAGAACCUAAAUAGCACAGACAUUUUGGACGAUGAAUACACCAUCAAUGCAACGCGAGUAGACGCUAAAGGAAUGUCUGACGAGAAAAUAAUGCUGAAAGAGCUCAUUGCCAAAUGGAACAAAGCUUGGGCGUUCAAGGCCUUUGCUGCCAAGUCUGCAACAGAGCUGGUCAGCUCGAUGGCGGUUCUUCCUUCAUUCACUGAUGAGAGCGCGUUAACAGCUGAAACAGAUAUGAAGAAAGCUAUUGAGAUGGCCAAAUGCACGGGUCAGAUGGAGGCGCUUGGGAAUGUCCUCGUGGAGAUGAGGGUGGACCGCGAAGAGGUGGUGGAAUUGGGGGACGAGGUGCUCAGAGGAUUCGAUAACGCUCUGGCGAACAUUACUGAAGAGCAGGAUCACGCAGCUGAAGGCAUUUUUGGUGCCAUCUGCAUGAUAUGUGGGACCGCAAAGAAUACAGAAGUGUGCCCCAUUUGUACCCUUAAUUCACACUUGCUGGAUGUCAAUGAGGCCAUCACAGAGGCAACUUUUACAUAUUUGGCAUCCCCAACUGAUCUCUGCUGCAAGUCUAUAAGCCAGAAGUUAACGCACAUGCGCCUGGCGUCCAACAUAUAUGACGAGGACCACUCCGAAGAGGUCAUCUCGGACAUGGCACUGUAUGAUUCCGAGUCUGACACUAGUACUAUUGCUGAUAAGUCACACUUAAGUUCACAGAAGAAAUACUUUGGGUCCAAAAGCGUGGCAAAGAUGGUCAAGAACUAUGGAGAUGCCUUUCUUGCAGAGAAAGACACCAAUAUGCCCCUUGGGUCCUUGAUUACAGCUACGGCAAAAGACCUACCAAGCCAUCAAAGCUACCAGAGCUACCAGAGUGGCCAUAGUUACUGCACAGAUUCCUGCGCGCACACACCGACAGCUCACUCAGAAUUGCAAGGCCCAAGUGAGUCUACCAGUGAAGUUCCUGGAGAAAUCGUCUUGGCUCAUAAUUCUGGGUCCUCCGCAUCUGUACGUAAUAGAAGUACCCACGUAACACUGAAGCUCAAAAAGCAUCAUCACCCCUCGAACGCUGAUGGACACUUAAAGUUGCGCAUUGAAAAUCUGAAGAAAAAGGAAGUCGAGACGAGUUUGCAGCAGAUGCUUGCAAGUGCAGCCCAAGCAAAAACUCUUCGCCAUGAAAUGACCCUUAAGCAUUUGGAUCUUCCCUGCAUUAUAGCAAUUGUCGGGAAGUUUGUUGCAAGAGAGGACUCCUACCUCUCUAUCCUGGAAGCACUGCGGGCUACUAUGCACAAAUACUACCAUGAUAAGCCAUUCGCAUUCCUGUGGGUAGAUCCCACAGCUCUUGAUGAAAAGAACUGUGAUGACAUUCUACAAGAGGCCCACGGGUUUGUUCUUCCUGGUGGGUUUGGAGACAUUGGUGUUAACGGCCUUAUGUUAUCGAUUAAAUAUGCAAGAACUCACAACAAGCCAAUACUUGGUCUCUGUCUUGGCUUCCAGAUGAUGGUGUGCGAGUUUGCGAGAAAUGUAUGUGGUCUCAGCCAUGCAAACUCGACGGAAAUGGACCCUGACACUCCGCACAAACUCAUUAUUCCCAUUAGUGAGAUGCUUGAGACCGGGCAAAUCAAACCUCUCCACAAGCAGCAGAACGCGGCCAAUCCGGGUACCACCGCAAAGUAUAGCACUAUGCGACUGGGCGACCUUCUGGUGUCAGUUAAGUCAAACACAAUGCUAUCCGAGUGCUACAACAAGUAUCCUCAGGUGAAGGAGCGUCACUGGCACUCGUUCGCCGUCAACACCCAGUACAUUGAUACCUUGACUGAGCACGGACUGAUAAUAAGUGGUAUGGACUUCACCAACCAACUUCCUAUGGCUGUGGAGUUACCAACAGAAGCACACCCCUUCUUCAUGGCCACCCAGUACCAUCCUGAAUUCACGUCAAAACACAGACUCCCGCACACCCUUUUUGUUGCCUUUGUAUCCGCAAUCUACAGGUUACAAGAUAUGUAA
This is a messenger RNA of Giardia duodenalis, 2688 nucleotides long. RefSeq names its product CTP synthase/UTP-ammonia lyase. Gene Ontology annotation, molecular function: identical protein binding; CTP synthase activity. The record is from RefSeq and is a predicted model, not a curated record. Gene Ontology annotation, biological process: pyrimidine nucleobase biosynthetic process; CTP biosynthetic process. The transcript has a single exon. NCBI's taxonomy places the organism in Eukaryota, Fornicata, Diplomonadida, Hexamitidae. Bases 1 to 2688 code for a protein of 895 amino acids.